Messenger RNA from Mesorhabditis belari, 459 nucleotides. NCBI's taxonomy places the organism in Eukaryota, Metazoa, Nematoda, Chromadorea, Rhabditida, Rhabditidae. The record is from the annotation of a GenBank genome assembly.
AUGAGCCCAUCGAUCAUUCGACAAAUUUUGGACCUCUUCGGACAUCUCCUUUUCGGUGUUGCUCAGCCAGGCGUGGUCCCUGUUGAAUAUGUGCACGACAUUGACCCUCAGACAGAUGGAUGGAGUUGUGGAUAUCGAGCAAUUGGGGUUGUGAUGGAUUUGUUGAGGGACAGGCCUCAAAAUUACGAUGCUCGCUCGCUCUAUGACUUGUACAUUUGGGCGAAUCGCGAUGGAUCGCACUCGUGGCACGAAUUUAUGAAGUUCCCGUAUCGUAGCUAUCGCCUCCGGAAUUAUGUUAGAAAUGGCAUUGUUGUGUUCACCGAGGAAUUCUACAAGGAGAAAGGCGACAAAACGAUCAGCGAUGAGAUCCGCACGCACUCGUCGAUCGCAGCCUCCGUACGUCCACAGCGAACACGACGCCCAGUGCUGCUUGGCAAAAUCACGAAGAAAAAUUGCUUG